Messenger RNA from Aegilops tauschii subsp. strangulata, 1338 nucleotides. RefSeq names its product putative F-box protein At3g25750. The record is from RefSeq and is a predicted model, not a curated record. Gene Ontology annotation, molecular function: protein binding. Lineage: Eukaryota; Viridiplantae; Streptophyta; Magnoliopsida; Poales; Poaceae.
AUGGAGAAGACGGCACAGACGGCCGCUGGCGAUGAUGCCAGCAUCCAAGGAACCUCUCUGGCAGCGGCAGCGGCAGCGGAGCGGUGGUCCACGCUCCCGGAUGAUCUCCUCCGCCUUGUCCACGCCAAGCUUACCGGCCCCGUUGAUGGCGCCCGCUUCGCCGCCGUGUGCACAUCGUGGCGCGCCAUCGUGCCGACGCUCCCGUCACGUCUCCCAUGGCUGAUCCUAGACCCAAGCAGCCCCAACAAGGCCAAGCAUGUGUACAGCCUCAAAGAUGACACCAUCCUGCCGCCCAUCCCGUUUCCGAGUGAGGCCGUCGGCAAGCGCUUCGUCGGCAGCUAUGGUGGCGGCUGGGUCGUCCCGGCCGAUGCCCCGCUUAAGAUCGUGAACCUCUUCUCCCGUGCUGAGGUGUUGCUUUCUACGCAACAGAAAAAGGUCAGGAUCGUGAACCAGUUCACCGGUCCAGACGGGGCGCCCACUAGAGUGCGAUGGAAGGACCCCCCUGCACGGUUGGGAACUGGCGACCAGUUACAUCCGUUGAAGAUAAUCUUCUCCGGGCCUCCCACCUCGAGCAGUUGCAUCCUCGCUGCCAUCACCGACGAGCGCGACGUCGCCGUCUGCGUGCCUGGCCACCCGGAGCGUGAAUGGACGAGGCGAAGAUACGAGGAGGACGUAGUCUUGGAUAUCACCUUCUGCAAUGGCGAUCUCUAUUGCCUCCUGGGACGCACCAAACAACUUGUUAAGUGCGAGGUCAGCCUAACCGAGUUCGGGGUGGCGGCGUUCGGGGCCAACCAAUGGCUGGCCAUGCCAAACCGCCACAUGUUGAUGGAGGGGAAAUCGGAGCCGCAUGACACAUACAUUCUUGAGGUAAGGGGAAAACUUGUGAUGGCAGUAAGGAGGAUCAAGGGGCCGUGGCCAAGGCCGCGUAACAUCCGCGGGCCUUUCUUCUUGGUGUUUGCGCUCAUUGAUGCUGGUACAGAUGAAGCGAUGACACAUCGUCACUCGUACAAGUGGAAAGAGAUAAAAAGCUUCGGUGACCAUGCUUUAUUCCUAGGCCCAACUUGCGCCAAGGCGAUGCGCCUAUCGACGACAGAUGAGCAUGGCGAUCUUCGGAGAAACUACAUCUACUACUCUCACCAUAACAGCUACGUGGAGAAAAAACGGGGCAACGGUCCUAAAGGCCUCGAGAAGUUCUUUACAAGCUUCAACAAUGAUCAUGUGUACUACAAGGAACAUGAAAGCAUUGACAACGUCGUUGUGGAGGGGAUUACAUCGGUAGAGUACUACGUGAAGGGUGCUACUCAUUCUCCCAUGUGGCUUUUGCCUCCAAAUCUUUAG